AUGGACAGAGGUCUUCACUUCACGUUCUGUGUGAUUGCAACCACGCUGCUCCUGAGAGAAUCAAGUCAGACAGGAACUGCAAGGAACGAUGGUGCUGUGGGUAAGGGCGCUGACUCCAGGGGACCAGAAGAGGGUCUUCCAAUGCUGACCGUCACAACAAUCCUGGAAGAUCCGUAUGUCAUGGUGAGAAGCGCGGAACUGGAGGGAUACUGCAUUGAUUUGCUGAAGGCACUUGCUGCAAUGCUGCACUUCAGCUACAAGGUGAAGGUGGUGGGCGACGGGCAGUAUGGUGCUGUCUCUUCCAGUGGGAACUGGACGGGGAUGAUUGGCGAAAUACUGAGACAGGAAGCAGACAUGGCCGUGGCUCCGUUGACCAUCACGUCAGCAAGGGAAGAGGUGGUCUCCUUCACCACACCAUUCCUGCAGACUGGGAUUGGAAUCUUGCUUCGAAAAGACACCGUCUCUCCGGAGAUGUCUUUCUUCCACUUCCUGGCGCCGUUCAGUAAGGAGACCUGGACUGGCCUUUUAUUUGCUUAUGUGCUGACGUGCUUCUGCCUCUUUCUUGUUGCCAGACUGAGCCCCUGUGAAUGGAAUGAGCCGAAGAAUGAAGAGAACCACUUCACCUUCUUAAACAGCCUCUGGUUUGGAGCAGGAGCGCUCGCCCUGCAAGGUGUCACCCCUCGGCCCAAAGCGUUCUCGGUGCGGGUCAUCGCUGCUGUCUGGUGGCUCUUCACCAUCACCUUGCUGGCUGCCUACAUCGCCAACUUCACCGUGCUGCUGAGCUCUGGCAGCGAGCAGCUCCCAAUCCAGACUUUUGAAGAUCUUGUGAAGCAAAGAAAGCUCGAGUUUGGAACACUGGACGGCUCCUCUACUUUCUACUUCUUCAAGAACUCCAAGAAUCCUAUCCAUCAGAUGAUCUACGAAUAUAUGGACAAGAGACGAGAGCACGUUUUAGUCAAAACCUACCAGGAAGCAGUUCAGCGUGUGAUGGAAUCGAACUACGCCUUCAUCGGCGAAUCCAUCUCUCAAGACCUUGCGGCUGCCAGGCACUGCAACUUGAUCAGGGCCCCUGAGGUUAUCGGAGCCAGAGGCUUCGGCAUUGCCACGACCCAGGCAUCCCCGUGGACUAAGCAGCUCUCCGUUGCCAUCCUCAAGCUGCGUGAAUCGGGUGAUCUCGACUACUUGCGUAACAAGUGGUGGGAGACCAGCUGCCUUCAGCAGAGCAGAGACAGAUGGAGUCCUCUGCAGCCCCAGGCGCUGGGUGGGCUCUUCCUCACUCUCGCAGUCGGCCUUGCCCUGGGCGUGAUUGCGGCCGUGGUGGAGCUCUCCAAUAAGAGCAGGCACGCUGCUGGACACGUGAAGAAAUCGUGUUGCUCCGUUUUCGUAGAAGAGAUGUGCGCUCGUCUACGUAUAAAAGAAAAUACAAGACAAAGCCAGGAGACUUCAGGGAGGGCUAACGCUUGA
Messenger RNA from Opisthocomus hoazin, 1464 nucleotides. RefSeq names its product putative glutamate receptor. The record is from RefSeq and is a predicted model, not a curated record. NCBI's taxonomy places the organism in Eukaryota, Metazoa, Chordata, Aves, Opisthocomiformes, Opisthocomidae. Gene Ontology annotation, molecular function: signaling receptor activity; ligand-gated monoatomic ion channel activity. Gene Ontology annotation, biological process: monoatomic ion transport. Gene Ontology annotation, cellular component: membrane.